Molecule: messenger RNA, 2766 nt
Organism: Sphaeramia orbicularis (orbiculate cardinalfish)
Lineage: Eukaryota; Metazoa; Chordata; Actinopteri; Kurtiformes; Apogonidae
Product: oocyte zinc finger protein XlCOF6-like
Exons: 4
Coding region: 186-2588 (800 amino acids)
Biological process (GO): regulation of DNA-templated transcription
Molecular function (GO): RNA polymerase II cis-regulatory region sequence-specific DNA binding; DNA-binding transcription factor activity, RNA polymerase II-specific
Source: RefSeq, a predicted model, not a curated record
AUACCCGUCGGACUGUUUUCAGAGACGCACGGGCCGCCAUCGUUGGACGGCGGACGUUAAACUGAUGUGGAAGGAAAACUUGUGUUUACGGUUUGCUCCCUCUACUUUUCGUUACCCGUGGUUAUAAACAUGCGCAGCGGUCCGGCGGACAGGACUGCGUGAGGUUUGGAAUCUCCUGAAGAAAAAUGGACCCGAGGUUUGAGGACGAAGUGUCGUCGGUGGUGGAAGCCGCCAUCCAGGCGACCGUGUCCGCCUGCAGGGAGCUCUGGGCCAAAGAGGCGCCAAACACCGCGGACUGGCAGGAGCCCGGACUGGGACAGAUCCAGGACAUAGAGCGGUGUCUGGUCGUUCGGGUCCUCAAGGUGUUCACGGAGUUCUCCGCGGAGCUGUUCGAGGAGAUCGAGUCUCUGAAGGCCAAGGUGGAGCAGCUGGAGGAUGUGCUGCAGAGGAAAGCCGGGCAGCUGGAGCAGGAGCUGGAGGCCCGGGUGGGCCAGCUGGGCAAAGACAUGGAGCAGCUGGAGAAGGAGCUGAAGAGCAUCAGCGACGGCGGCCCCAAGGCGGACGGCGGCCCGGGACACAUCCUGCUGCAGGACGGGGCUCUGCUGGAGGCGGCUGACGAGGACCAGGACUCCACCCCCGUCCUUCCGUCAGAUUCAAUGGUGAGCUCCGAGGUUCUUCUGGGCUCCGACCCUGAACCCACCACGGCUCCACUGGUGUCGGUCAGCAGCGUCAGUCCGGCUUCAGCGUUGCUGCUGGCGGGAAGCAGACCCACUGUGGCCCAGAACAACAGAUCAACACCUGCCGUCUCUGAAAUGACAACAGCCUCCCAGCUCCUCGGCCCGGGGUCACCGGGGUCUCCGCCUCCUGUCGCCCCCAGUCCAGACUCCAGUACGGUUGGCGGUCUGGAUUCAGCACAAGAAAAGAAACCUGUGGAGAAGGCGUCUACACGGAGGACAAAGAGGAAAAGACAAAGUAACAUCAAAGCUGAAAAAGAUCCCGUUGACGACGUCCCUGAAGACACAGAAAUGGGCUCCGGCGACGUUCAGGAGCGAAGGCAGUCGAGGAGAGAGUUGAGGACAGCGAAGCGUUACUUCUGUGAGUUCUGUCACAUGGGCUUCCACUGGAAAGGCGAACUCAACAAACACAUGAAGGUCCACAAGAAGCCGUUUCCCUGCGGCCAGUGCAGCAGAAGUUUCCUGGAGCAGUCGUCUCUGGAGAAACAUCAGCUGAGCCACGAGGCACGUAAAACCCCGCUGCCCUUCCCCUGUCCUCGCUGCAAGAGGUCGUACCGGAAAGAGCAGUCGCUUCAGAACCACAUGAAGCGCCACCAGCGGACGAAGCAGCCCAAGCCCUUCACCUGCGAACAGUGCGGGAAAACCUUCAGACUCGAGCAGUCGCUGGAGAACCACCUGGCGCGCCACGAGAAGCAGAAGCAGAUGUACCAGUGUCCGCUCUGCGACAAGGCCUGCAAGACGGCGGUCCAGCUCAAGUGUCACAUGGUCGUCCACUCGGAGGAACGGCCCUUCAGCUGCGCCACCUGCGGGAAGGAGUUCAAGAGUAAAGACACGCUCCGCUUCCACCAGAUGGUUCACACCAACGCCAAAAAGUACAAGUGCCCGAUGUGCGAGGAGACGUUCAAAUACGCCCACUCGCUGACGGUGCAUAAGAGGAAGCACACGGGCAUCACGCCGUUCAUCUGCUCCGUGUGCAACCGUUCGUACAGGACCGGGACGGCGCUGAAGAGACACAGCGUCGUCCACACCGGCGAGAAACCGUUCACCUGCCACAUAUGCGGAGCUCGAUUCAGUCUCAACAACAACCUGAAGAGACACAUCCGCAUCCACACCGGAGAGAAGCCCUUCACCUGCCAGGAAUGCGACAAGAGCUUCUCCGACAAUAACAAACUCAAGUCCCACAUGUUGGAACACGGCGCCCGGAAGCCGUUCAUGUGCGACCUGUGCGGGAAGACCUUCCUGUUCAACUGCAGGCUGCUGGUGCAUCAGAAGUUUGUCCACGCCGACCGCAGCGAGGAGUCGGACGGGAUUCAGCGGUACGUCAACAGCAGGCGCAGGAACAAGACGUUGGUGAAACCGUACAGCUGCAAAAUCUGCCUGAGGGGCUUCAGCGCCACGUGGUCGCUCAAACUCCACGAGAAAGGCCACAGCGAACAGAAGGAGUUCAGCUGCGGCAUCUGCGGGAAGUCCUUCCACAACAAGUACUCGUUCAGCUACCACCAGCGCAGCCACACCGGGGAGAAACCGUUCGUUUGCGACGUGUGCGGGAAGAGGUUUUUCCAGGCGAGCAGUCUGAAGCAGCACGAGCGAAUCCACACGGGCGAGAAGCCGUACAAGUGCGAACAGUGCGGGAAGGCGUUCAGGACCGACGGGAACUUCUACAGACACAUGAGGAUCCACACGGGCGAGAAGCCGUUCGAGUGCGUCUACUGUCACAGGAAGUUCCACCAGUCUAACCAGCUCAAGUCGCACAUGCAGGUCCACACCGGACAGAAGCUGUACGCCUGUCAGCAGUGUGGGCGGGGCUUCUCCGACUCCAGACAGCUUAAGAAGCACAGCUGUGACGCGUCGUAGGUCGAACUCGGAGAGAGGCUGUCGGUCGAUUUAAGGCAGGAGCGUCAAACACACGGCCCGGGGGCCAAAACCGGCCCACCAAAGGUUCCACUCCGGCCCGUAGAAUGAAUUUGCAAAAUAUUACACUGAAGAUAUUAACAAACAAGAAUGUUAAAAUCAUUUUAGUUCAGGUUCCACA